Messenger RNA from Blepharisma stoltei, 312 nucleotides. The record is from the annotation of a GenBank genome assembly. Lineage: Eukaryota; Ciliophora; Heterotrichea; Heterotrichida; Blepharismidae.
AUGAUCAAGAGCUGCUUAAACUCUUCAGUUGGAAAAAUGUUAAAGGUUGCAUCCACAAAUCAAUGAUCAGCUUCUCUUAGCAAAGAAAGCUGCCAUUCAGUGGCUCAUAUGAUAAACUUUGGAUUUCCUUUAGGUGUGGACACAAUUCCAGAUGAUCUGAAAAAAUUGAUAUUCAAAGAUUCAAUUUGUGCAAACUGCUGGCAUGCACUUAGCCAGUCAUUUAAUCCUAUUAAUUGUCUUGAAUUUUUUAUAUCAAUCUUCAACUGAUUUUUUAUUAUAUUUGCUUGAUGUGCUAUUUUAAAAUGAAUAUAA